Molecule: messenger RNA, 813 nt
Organism: Aspergillus ochraceoroseus IBT 24754
Lineage: Eukaryota; Fungi; Ascomycota; Eurotiomycetes; Eurotiales; Aspergillaceae
Product: aegerolysin family protein
Exons: 2
Coding region: 38-445 (135 amino acids)
Biological process (GO): symbiont-mediated hemolysis of host erythrocyte
Source: RefSeq, a predicted model, not a curated record
UCUCUCCCUUCAAUCUCCAAUACUUAGUCUUUGCAAGAUGGAACCAUCUCAGUGGGUCUCGAUUCAUAUCCGAGACCGCCUUGAAUCUGGCAGCAUUAAUGUCAAGGACUCUUUGAUUGACCUGGGCAAAUUUCAUAAUCCCGACGACCAGGCCAAGUCCAUGACCGAAAACGAGGUCGACAAGCUUGUCAUCCCAGCCAACGGCAUCGGCGAGGUUUGCGCCCGUGGAAGAAGAGGAAGUGAGGGAUGGAUGGACCUGUUCGACGGCGACUCCAAGAUAUGCGAGCUGUACUGGGACAAUCGAUCCUCAAGCUCCGCGAAUACCUUCGAGGUUGUAGACGGUAAUAAAGAUUACAAGAUCGAAUGCAGUGGGUGGAGCCCAGCGGCUGGCCCACUGGGACAUGUUUUCAUCGACAUUUCCGCUGCAGACAAGAAAAAGAAAUAACUAUCCAUUCGCACCUCCCGAGCCUCUUUGCUUCCUUCUCUUGUGUAUCGGUUUGCUUUUUGAAUGUUUUGCCCUGAAAUGAAGGAAGCAGGAGGAAGCCACUCAAAUCGAGCGCUUACAGAUAUUCGGGAGGCAUAUGUACUCGUUAUCCCAGGUAGUUGCAUAUGAAUACAGGGCAUUUGCGUGUGAUGGAAUGGUUUUUGGGCUGCACUGGCCGCCGAACAUGCUGAUUGUGAAUGCGUGGCCCCUGGUAUACCGUAUAUCUUCCGCUCCCUGCGAUACAGAGGAAGUUGAUAAAUCUCACCGAGUCAAACGUAGUCAUUGACAUCCACGGCUUUACCUUGGACUUUGGCAAUACAUGGUUUCAC